GCACAGGAGAAAUCUCUGCAGCGAGAAUCCUGUGUACCACAGCUACAGAAAACCACAGCAUGGUCAAAAAAUCAAAUAAAUAAAAUACAAAAAAAAUUAAAAUGGUCAGUGACACCUGGUCCCUGACCUGAGAAGAUCUGGUGAAGCGUCUGGUCCAACUCUAUAAGAAGACAACCUUCUCCACGCGAGUGAUGGGCGGGGGUGUGGAGACCAGACGACCCGCCUGUCUCAGUUCCUCCUAGUGGCAGGCGUGGCGAGGGGAGGGAAUCGAGGAGAAGGAAAGAGGAACCCGGCCGAAGGCAUCUGGUCGUGCCGUCCACGGGCCAUCACCGUCGGGUGAGGAAGAGAAGCGUCAGGUCGCUCAGAUGUGGAAGCCUCGCGGGAGAGCGAUGGGGACUGCAGACCUGCAUCGUCUGGGCAGCCCCACGAGUCUCCUGGCGACGGCUUUCCUCCUCUCUGUGGUGCUCGACUCCGCGUGGCUCCUCACCCAGGAGCAGCAGGAUCUCCCAGCCGUGAAGCCAGACGCCAGUCUAAAUGUGAAGUUUGACCCACAGACGACGAAGCUGACUUGGGACUGCAAGGAAAACACUACCUAUGGGGAAUGUGUACUGAUUCACAAGGAGAAGGGGCUGAUUAAGAAAAAGGUCAAACAGAAUGAUUGUCAGUGCACAUUUCCAGACUGCUCUCUGCACGGGGGAGUCACGCUCACCGUCGAAGUGAGUACCAACCGGAGACGGCUUUCAGAGAUGCUGGUCUACACUAACCCAGGUAAGGAGGGCACAGCUGCCGAAAACUUCUCCUGUGUUAUCUACGACGCGGAUUUCAUGAACUGCAGCUGGGCCAAGGGCCGAGCGGCUCCCGACGACGUCCAGUAUUUUUUGUACGUGCGAUCAAAGAAAAGAAUCGAGAGGGAAUGUCCUCGUUACCUGAAAGACUCGGGGACCCACGUGGGAUGUCACCUCCGAGACCUCUCGGGGUUAACGUCGUACAGUUACUUCCUGGUUAACGGUACCAGCCAAGAAGCAGGAAUCCAGUUCUUUGACUCAGUUUUGCUGCUAAAGGAAAUAGAGCAGUACAACCCACCCGACAAUAUCAGCGUCCAGUGCAACGCGUCCCACUGCCUCAUCCAGUGGGAAAAGCCCAGGACGCGACAGGCACGGUCCAACAGGGAGCUCCAGUACCAGCUGGACAUCCAGAGAUGGCGUGAUACCAGCAGCAGCAGAAGUCAGCUGAUUGUAGUAUUUGGUGACUCCGGGAACAGAUACAACUUUCCGAAGCCGGGAUCCAAAGCAAAACAUACUGUGAAGAUUAGGACGGCGGAUGCCCGGAAAGCCCGCUGGGGUGCCUGGAGCCCGCCCGUUGAGUUCGGUUCCUCAAGACCCACAGGUUAUUCCCUCCGGUUCCACAGAUCAAAGAUAAAUUGAAUGAUAACCAACAAGUCGACCACGAGAUGCUAUGGGAGAAGUUUACACACGAAGCAGGAAAAGGUGACAAGGAAGAGGUCUUAACCGUGGAGACAGUCUCAGAAGCCCCAGCGAAACUGUGAAUUCCAGGCGUCUCCAUACCCGGGACUUUCUAGAAGCUGUUUACUUUUUAAAAAAUAUUUUUUAAACAUUUCUUAAGUAUUUUAUUUACUGUUUUCGAUUGAAGCUUUUUUAAAUUGUUGUGUUUUUAUAGCAUUCUAUCUUUUUGUUCUUUUAACGAGGCUUCCCAGGGAGUCAGUGGUAAAGUACUCGCCUGUGAAUCGAAGAAACUCAGGUUCGAUUCCUGGGUCGGAAAGAAUCCCUGGAGAAGGAAAUGGCAACUCACUCUAGUAUUCUUGCCUGGAGAAUCCCAUGGACAGAGGAGCCUGGGAUCCUCUAUGGGGUCAUGAAGAACCGAACAUGAAUGAGCAACUAAUCAACAACUGUUUUUUUUACUCUAAAAGAUAAUGUCCUGUUUCUCAAAGGUGCUUUUGUAGCUGGAGGGAUGUUUGAAUGCCUUUCAAAUCUGAACAACUUAAUGCACCUCUCAGCGCCUCCUGGAACCCCAUCCCCUCGUCACACGCAGGUGUCCAGACUGCCAGUGGCCGCUGGGGCUGGAACGCCGUCUCCCCUGCCUCUGCUUUUACUGGCGGACAGAAUACAUCCUCCUGUCUUGGUUUUUCUUUUUUUUUUCCUGUAUCAGCUGCAGCUUAGAAAGAAAUGAGUUUUCAGAGGCUACUGUAACAGGACCUCCAUGAUGGACUUGGCAUGGCAGGAAUCUAUCCGUUAACAGCUCGUACGGUCUCUUGUGUAAUUCUUUUAACAGUCUCUGUGAUGACCUGACCCCCAGGCUGGUGGUCCACGACCCAGUCUCCAUCUCAGGAUCCUGGCGUUCAUCACCGCUGUUAACUUCCUUGUGUCAGAAGGCAACCCGUUUGUGGAUCCUGGGAUUUAGGAUAUCACUGGGGAUGUUAUUCUGUCCACCACACGGGGAGGGGACGCAGACGUCCUUGGUGGCAUUUUUCUGUCCACCGCAUGGUGUCCCAAAGAGGGGAGAUUCGCUGAGCCGGGAUCCAUCCCCAGACCUGCAGAUUCAAACGUCACCCUCUGGGCGUGGAGGCCCCUUUCCCCCGACCCUCCUUCCCCCUCAUAACAUGUCCUGUGCGUUCCUCCCGUUCCCCUGGAAUCCUCCACCAAAACCAGCUGAGUCGUACGCUUUUUGCACAAACCGGCAAAGCCUUAUGUGUUUUUUGUUUUUUUUUUUUAAACUCCGGUCUUUUCACGAGCUUUGUGAGCCAUUUUAGCCAAUUACCCAGCCCCACGGAGGGGGUCUUGGGAAGCCUGACUUAUAAGCUGGUCAGUCGGAAGUCUGGGCUGCCUGGGACCCCCCUCCCCAGGAGGGGUCUGAAGAGACUGGGAUCAGAAGCCUUGGGGAGCCGGUUUUUCGUGCUGGAAAAUGACCUGGAAGCUGACACACAGCCAGGUGAAAACGCAUCGGGGUAGCAAUGAUCUGGACACCAUACCUGUGUCGUUUUAACACGUGGAUAUUACAGAACUCAGGAAACAUGAGCUAUUUGCUGUUUCUGUUUGUACACACAUUGCUUUUAUUUCAUUUUUUUAGAUUCCAAAAGGAUGGUUGCCAAUGGGGAAAGGCAGGUAGGGUUCAUGGGUGGGGGAGCAGGGUAAUUUAGAUGUUUGGGGUUAAAAGUGUGAACUG
This is a messenger RNA of Capra hircus (goat), 3180 nucleotides long. It is a transcript of the gene CSF2RA, whose product is annotated as colony stimulating factor 2 receptor alpha subunit. The transcript is spliced from 11 exons. Gene Ontology annotation, cellular component: external side of plasma membrane; membrane. Gene Ontology annotation, biological process: cytokine-mediated signaling pathway; immunoglobulin mediated immune response. The record is from RefSeq and is a predicted model, not a curated record. Lineage: Eukaryota; Metazoa; Chordata; Mammalia; Artiodactyla; Bovidae. Gene Ontology annotation, molecular function: cytokine receptor activity; protein binding. Bases 366 to 1424 code for a protein of 352 amino acids.